Molecule: messenger RNA, 2779 nt
Organism: Babjeviella inositovora NRRL Y-12698
Lineage: Eukaryota; Fungi; Ascomycota; Pichiomycetes; Serinales
Gene: PHO87
Product: SPX domain-containing inorganic phosphate transporter
Exons: 1
Coding region: 186-2702 (838 amino acids)
Biological process (GO): monoatomic anion transmembrane transport; polyphosphate metabolic process; phosphate ion transport
Cellular component (GO): membrane
Molecular function (GO): phosphate transmembrane transporter activity
Source: RefSeq, a predicted model, not a curated record
GGCCGAUAGUGUCAUAUAUCAAGUUUUAUACAAAGUAUAUGGUCACACGACUGGUUUCCUCAUCCAGAAUUAAGGAUUUUUUUUCCCAUUGAAAAGACUUGGCCUCUUUUUUUUAAGGUCACACGACAUCUUUCCUAUUUGAACGACAGACUUUUCUUAUCCGAACCAUCUAGACAAACACAGAUAUGAAGUUCUCACACUCGUUGCAGUUCAAUGCUGUGCCGGAAUGGGCUGACCAUUACCUCAACUACGAUGGCUUGAAAAAGACCAUCUACGAGCUUGAGCAGCAGGUCUUGGACGAGGCUGCCUCUACGACCAGUUCCGCCACCAUUGAGGGCGCUGCUUCCUCACCGUUCAGGGACAGCACUAAGGGCGCUAAGAAGAUGUUUAGCAAGUUUUCCGGGAAGCUCAAGCGGGGCGACUCCGACUCUGAUUCGGAUGUGGCCGAAAACACUGCUGAGUGCGACAUUGAGUUGCAGUCGACGUACUCCGGUGCGUUCAACCCGCGGAAGAUCUUUGUCGCCAAAUUGAACCACGAAUUGAACAAAAUCGAUCGCUUCUACAAGGAAAAGGAGGCGGAAACCUACAAGGAGUUUAACCUUUUGGCAGAAAACUUGUCUAUGGUAUACCCUGACACGUCCCAGGCUCACGUGAUGGGAGACACUGCGAGCCAGUUCAGCCGCGGCCACACCCGUGCUCUUUCUGGGCUCUCGGCUCCGGACCAUGAGGACGACGAAGACGUGGAAUUGGAUGACUACGACGAAAGCAACCCCAACACUGCCUUAUUGAAGGCGUCAGACCUCACGAUUAAGGAUCAGGAGCAGAUCAAGUUAAAGAAGAAACUCACCAUCUUGUUUGUGGAGCUCUCCUCGUUGAAGUCGUACGUGGAGUUGAACCGUAUCGGGUUCACCAAGAUCUGUAAGAAGUUCGACAAGGUGCACAGCGAGACGUUAAAGGCGGACUACUGCUCGGAGUUACCAGCCACUUCGUACAUCUUCCAAGAAGAGACCGUCACCGAAAUGGACACCAAGAUCGACGCUACCAUCUUGGACUACGCCACGUUGAUGGGCCAGAACGAUAUCCUCAAGGCCAGGCAGGAGUUGCGCUCGCACUUGCGCGAGCACAUUGUUUGGGAGAGAAACACCGUAUGGAAGGACAUGUUGGGCUUGGAAAAGGCUAGACACCAGAUCGAUGCCCAGAAGGGCUUGAUGGGCGACACCGUCUUCCACCGCCUUAACCACAUGGACUGGGCCACCUUCACCGUCCCUAAGUCGGAGUUCACCAUCAAGUAUCCAGCCUUCCUCAUCUCUUGGCAAAUCGCGAAGGUGUUGUUGGCGAUCGUCGUGACCGUCGUGCUUUUGGUGGUCAAGACCUUCCACGACCAACAGCAGCAUAACUGCAUGGCGCUUUUGGCGUGUGCGGCAAUCCUCUGGGCCACCGAGGCGAUUCCGCUCUUUGCGACCUCGCUCUUGAUUCCGUUCUUGGUUGUCACCUUUAAAGUGUUGAAGAACACCGAUGGCUCGCCAAUGAACGGUGCUGACUCGGCCACGUACAUCUUGGGCCAGAUGUGGAACUCGGUUAUCAUGGUGUUGCUCGGUGGGUUCACCUUGGCUGCUGCCUUGUCCAAGUACAACAUUGCCAAGGUUUUGUCCUCUUAUAUCUUGACUAUCGCUGGUUCCAGCCCUCGUAACGUUUUGUUGGCAAUCAUGUGUGUGGCGUUGUUCUUGGCCAUGUGGAUUUCCAACGUCGCUUCGCCGGUCUUGUGCUUCUCCUUGAUCCAGCCGGUCUUGAGAACCUUGGAAACUGACUCCGACUUUGCCCAGGCUUUGAUCAUGGGGAUUGCUUUGGCCUCCAACGUUGCGGGUAUGGCCUCACCAAUCUCCUCCCCUCAGAAUGUCAUUGCCCUCCAGUAUAUGAGUCCUAACCCUGGCUGGGGCAAGUGGUUUGCGGUUGCUUUGCCUGUUUCCAUCGUCUGCAUGUUGCUUAUCUGGCUCGAGUUGUGCAUCUCGUACCCAAAGAUGCAGAAGCACAAGAUGCAGGCCUUCAAGCCUAUUGUUGAGAAGUUCAGCACUAAGCAGUGGUACAUCUGUGUGAUUACCGUGUUGACCAUUGUCUUGUGGUGCUUGGUGAACCAGUUGGAGCAACAGUUUGGUGCGGCCGGUGUUGUCGCCAUUAUUCCAAUCAUUGCCUUUUACGCUACAGGGAUUUUGACCACGGAGGAUGUGAACAACUACCCAUGGUCGAUUGUGCUUUUGGCCAUGGGUGGUCUUGCGUUGGGAAAGGCUAUCACUUCUUCCGGUUUAUUAGCCCUUAUCGCCAAAUCCUUGCAGUUGCGCAUCCAGGACUAUUCCCUCUUUGUCAUCAUGAUGAUCUUCGGGCUCGUGGUCUUGGGCUUUGCCACCUUCGUCUCCCACACCGUGGCUGCCUUGAUCAUCAUUCCAUUGGUUAAGGAGAUUGGUGAUGCGUUGCCACACCCUCAUUCGUUGCUUUUGAUCAUGGCCUCUGUCUUGAUGGCCUCGGGUGCCAUGGGCUUGCCAACUUCCGGGUUCCCUAACGUCACCGCCAUCUCCAUGGUAGACGAGUUGGGGAAACCGUACUUGACCGUCAAUGGGUUUAUCACCCGUGGUGUGCCGGCCAGUAUUAUCUGUUUUGUCGUUAUCAUCACUUUGGGGUACGGUAUCAUGUCUGGUAUCGGUUUCUAACCAGCUUGCACGCGACUUUCCUUUUUCUCGCCGCCGGUGGGGUUUCUGUAUAUUAUCUUAGAAUUUGUCAUUUUUAA